GGCACUUUCUACCUAGCUGGCAACACUGUCGAAAGAAAUCCGACGACAACGUGGUAAGGGCAACAGAAAACACUGUGCCAGUACUUUAUUGAAGUAAUUAUUACAACUGUCGGCCACACCAGUUCUCCCACAGCAUUUGGCCGUCUUGUGCGACAUCGCAUUGAAUGCGCUUCGACACUCCGCCACCCAUGGACGACUUCAGCGAUCGCGACGACGACGACGACAUUCCAGGCGACCUCGAAGAUGAUAUGGAAAUAAUAGAAGGUUACGAGGACUCGGACGUCGACAGCGACGAAGCAAACUUUGACGAUGACGAAGCAGGUGGUGGAGACACGCAUUUCCCGGCACCAUCGCGAAAUGACGCCAAGAUCACCUUUCAAAGCCACGACCAAGCCGUCUUCAGCUGCGACGUCAAUGCCACCAACACGUACGUCGUAUCGGGAGGUGAGGACGACCGUGCGUUCGUCUGGAAUUUAACCAACGGUGAAGUGUUAUUCGAGUGUACAGGACAUAAGGACUCCGUAACAUGCGUAGGCUUCAAUCACGAUUCAUCUUUAGUAGCAACGGGUGACAUGAGUGGAUGUAUUAAAGUAUGGGACAUUUCCUCUAUGAGCACGGUCUGGGAAUUUGAAACGUCCGACCUCCGAUGGCUUCAUUGGCACCCUGUCGCUAACGUACUCUUCGCUGGCACCAGCGACGGAAACGCAUGGCUGUGGAAAAUUCCCAGUGGUGACUGUAAAACCUUCCAAAGUUUUGGAGCAGAAAGUUCAGCAGGGAAGAUUCUUCCGGACGGCAAGCGAGCAGUAACAUCUUACGAAGAUGGAACGUUUAGGAUAUGGGACCUCAAAUCCGCUACAGUCAACCACUCCAUAACUGGUAGUGCUGCCCACAGCUCAACUAUAACCACACUGGACUGUUCGUCGACUGGAGACCUAGUGGCUACUGGAUCGACUGACGGCCUGACCAAACUUACCAACGUCAACAAUGGCAAAGUUGUAGCCACCUUCGGCUCAGCAAACAGCGAAAGACCCGGCAACCCUGACGAAACCGAACUCGACAACAGCAACUCUGUCGAGAGCGUCGCGUUCGCACCAGGCUCGUCGAACAUCCUGGCCGUCGGCUCCCUGAACGGCAACUUGAGCAUUUGGGAUGUUCCGAAUCAGAUGGAGAGACACACCUGUCGUCACCCAGGGGGAAUCGUGAGACUGUUGUGGAACGGACAGAAUCAUGUAAUAACAGUUUGUCUCGACGGCGUCGUCAGGGCUUGGGACACCAGGUCUGGCCAGCUGGUCAAGUCCUGGGAAGGUCACGUGGCUGGAAUACUGGACGUGGCCCUCUCGCCUGACGGAAAGACUAUUGUCACAGCAUCCGAAGAUUGUACGUGCGCCGUCUAUAAGGAUUUGCCCGAUUAGUUACACAAAGUCAUCCGGCAGAGUUAGUAUUAAAACGUGUCUCAUGAGUGCGCGUCGUCAAAAUGCAUUUUAAACGCACGAAGAAGGUUAAUAUAAUUCUACUUAUUGACGAAAAUGUCUGUGAUAUGAUAUUUUUCUGAUUUGCUGAAAAAUUUGUGUGCCACAUUAGUUUCAAAGUGACGCACCUGAAAAGGUGAAAAUAAAAAAAAAUAUUUGUUGCACUGCA
Molecule: messenger RNA, 1638 nt
Organism: Ornithodoros turicata
Lineage: Eukaryota; Metazoa; Arthropoda; Arachnida; Ixodida; Argasidae
Product: angio-associated migratory cell protein-like
Exons: 1
Coding region: 165-1412 (415 amino acids)
Molecular function (GO): protein binding
Source: RefSeq, a predicted model, not a curated record